Caenorhabditis auriculariae is the source of this 2415-nucleotide messenger RNA. Lineage: Eukaryota; Metazoa; Nematoda; Chromadorea; Rhabditida; Rhabditidae. The record is from the annotation of a GenBank genome assembly.
AUGUUUCUCGGGAUUUGCAUCUGUUUGUGCGCCGCAUUCUGCUUGGGAUCCGUGUUCGUGCCUCUCAAAAAGUUCCCGCCGAGCGAUGGUCGGUCUCAAGUUCAAAGAAACUUAUGAGUUCCAGAGUGCUCCCUAUAGGGGCCGAAAAGAAGUCCGUUUAGGGGUUUUGGGUCUGACCUCUUUCUCGCUUAGAGUUCAUAAAAAUUAUCAAGUAGCAUGUCCCCUAUAGGGACCACUUUUUCAAGCUUUAGUCGCCCGUAUAGGGAUUGGUCAGUUUUCUAAUUCAAAACUACUUUGAAAUUCCUAGGGGGUCCCUAUAGGGGUUAGGGGCCGAAAAUUCGGGUUAAAUACCUGUAGGGGUACAAUCAAGGUGGUCCCUUUAGGGGUUUAGAGUCUGAUUCCUUAGCCCCUGAAGCUUAAGUGGUCUCUAUAGGGAUAAAAUAAAGGUGGUCCCUACAGGGGCCUUUCAACUUCUUUUUAAAAAACGCUCCUUUUUUUAAAUUUACGGAAAUAAUUCUACGCAUAGAGAUACUAACUAAAACCCCUAUAGGGACCAUUUUUGCAAGCUUUAGUGGCACCUAUAGGGGUUGGUAAAGUGAUCUCUAAGGUUGCCCCUAUAGGGACCACUUUGAAGUUCCCAUAGAUUUUAAUCAACUUCGGCAAAAUAUCUUGGUAUGAUGCUUGUUCCAACCCCCUCCUUGGAAAAAUAAAACUACGUAUGAAAGUUGAAAUAAGAAUCAACUACUCAGGAGGGCAUCCAGGUUUUUUUUUUCGAUAAUGCUGACCUAGGCUUCACGACGCAGUUGUUCAUGGCGAUCGGAGCAUUCGCGGUGGCGUGUGUGACCAGCGUCCUCAUCAACUUUCCUCCCGUCUACCCGGUCGCCCUGCUUGGCGGCGUCGUCUGGAGCUCUGGUGCAGUUUGAAGCCUUUUUCGGACUCUGGUUUUUUUCAGGAAAUGCGCUCGCCGUGCCGAUUCUGAGUCGCCUUGGUAUGGCUCUAGGGAUCCUCAUUUGGAACUCGGUGGCCUGUGUCGUGGGCUGGGCUACAGCUAGGUUCGACUCACCACAUCCAUGGACUUGUUGAUGACCAUUUUUGAGAUUCGGCCUGUUCGGGGUACCUCAGAUGCUACCUGAUAGCCACAUCCUUAACUACAUGGGCAUCGUAGUUCUCGUCGUAGGGUAGGUGCUGUUGGCGGCCUUCUGAAGGACUUGUUCUUUCAGGAGCGUCUUCUACUUGUUUGUCAAAAGUAACGUCGUCGAGGACGAGACCGGCGAGUCCAACGUCGACGCCAAGGACGCCGAGGAGCCGGCCGUCCCAGCCACCGAACGUUUGAUGUCAGAUGGGAACUCUUCCGAGGUGCUAACCAUCAACUUGCAGUGCCAUCGGUGGAGCGAUGCUCAGCGGCUUCUUCUACGGCUCCAUGUGCACGCCGAUAACCAUGCUUCAAGUAUGAUCAAAAAAAUCUCCCGGAAGUCAGAAAUGCUCAACACUUCAGACGAGAAAAGACCUGUACCCCGGGAUGCCAAGCCAAGGACUUCCCUACCACUUCUCCUUCUUCACCGGCGUCAUGUUCACUUCUGGUCUGAUAUUCGCCGGCUACUGCGUAUUCAAGUGUCGCCUUUAUUAAGUGGCUGAUCAUCAACAGUUUUUUUCAGACGCAACCAGCCCUACAUGUCGUGGAAUCUGGCACUGCCGGCCAUGUGCAGCGGCGCCAUUUUCUCUUCGGCCAUGGGUUUUCUUUUUGUGGCCAACGGGUUGCUGUCCCAGACGAUCGCCUUCCCAAUAUGCAUGAUGGCGCCAGGGAUCGUCGCCGCCGCUUGGAGCGUUCUCUACUUCCGCGAAAUCUCGGUUAGGAGCCAUAGAGUGGUCCCUAUAAGGGCAGUCUUUGGGUCCUUGAAGGGUCCCCUCAACCCCUAUAGGGGCCACUAAAGCUUGCAAAAGUGGUUCCUAUAGGGGUCAUCUUAGUGGAUAAUUGCUAUGAACUCUAAGCGAAAAAUCAUUUCCAUGAGAAAAAUUGAAUAAGUAGGCGUUUUUUGAAGGAAGCUGAAAGACCCCUAUAGGGUCCACUUAGGGGUCAAUGCCCCUAUAGGAACCACUUCAAUCUUACCACUAUAAAGACCACUUUUUCAGCCCCCAUAGGGUUUUUUGUUUCCCCUAACCCCUAUAGGGACCACUCUGGAAUUCCUAAGUUGAACGAAGGUGCCGCAUUUUAUGAAAAGUACGGUAACAGUAUGGACUCCUUCAAGACAUUGGAAAUCCCAACUUUCAAAUUGACCUUCAGACUCGCUUUUCGUCUCAUUUUCUACGUUCUGGGAGUUUCAGGGCCGUCGCAACCUGAUUUUUCUCGGCGUCGCCUCCACGUUCACCUUCGUCGGCGUCACCAUGGUCACCGUAUCCAAAGACACAUCACAUUGA